ACCAAUAGAAGUCUCCUGUACUAGCGCGUCGUUUGUCCAUUGGCGUUAAAGGUGGUCAGAUUAUGCCACACAAGCUACCUUUUCGUGUCGUCUAUGUUUCAAGCCAAGACGAACACUUCCCUGCCACAGAACUAAAUCAUCACCAUCCAGGAACUAAAGGAUGGAUUUCUACUCGUUUUUGUUCUUACCCUCAACAGCUUAUUUUAUCUUUGGAGGCCAAAGCUAGUUUUCGCAAAAUACAGAUACUUUGCCAUCAAUAUUUAAUUGCGUCAAAGAUUGAGUUUUUCGUCGGAGAUACGCCGGACGAUGAAAUGGAACAUUUUAAAAACGCCAGGUAUACUAGACUUGGAUAUGUAGCGCUAUCAGACAAUCAGGCCACAGAGUACAAAGCGAGGGAAUUAAAGUCAGUUCAUAUUGACGCCUCCGGCUCAUAUAUUCAACUGUUUCUCUAUAAAAACCAUCCGAAUAACUUAAACUUAUACAGUCAGGUUGGGAUUGUCGCCAUAAAUCUGAUCGGCGAUUUUAUGGAUAAGAAUGGGCGGUCGGAUUCUGAUGAUUCCCCAGUAGGUCUUUUCAGGCCAGAUUACAUACCUCCCACUGAAGACUUAGCGUUUGAUAUGUAUCAAGAUCCCGAAGUUGCUAACAUAAUAAGAAGGUUAGAAAAACAAAAACGUCUAGCUGUUAAGGCUGAACGCUUUGACCAAGCUCAAGGUAUACGAGAUGCUAUAACUCAACUACAUCAGGUCGGUGAACGUCUCGGUAGAUUAGCACUUGAAAAACAACAAGCUGUUGAAGAAGAAAACUAUGAACAAGCUAAGUUAAAAAAGAAUCAAAUAACUGAAAUGCGUAAUAACUUAUAUCGAGAUAUUGAUUUAAUGAAAUUGUUGUCUAGUAAUACUUCAACAGAACAACGUGAACAACUUUAUGGUCGAUCUGAUAAUCAGUUUCCUGAUACGAAUAAUGACCGGAACAAAAUAAAUCCAAUACAACCAAUACAUUUUCAAAGUUUAUUAAUAAGUGAUGAUCUAAACGAAAAUAGGCGUAGUAAUGGGUCAUAUACUGUUAAUAACAACAAUGGCAAUAAUGAUAAUCAAGAUGUUGAUUACUUUCCAUUUCGUCGUGCUUAUCCUUCAAAUGAUCCUGAUGAACGUCCUUUACCAGCUCUUAAAAAUAAGCAUAGAAAUAAUAGUCCAAUAGUAGAUCCAGCUGACGAAGAGCAUUAUACAUCGGAAUUACCAGUCCCAGUGCUUCAUGAACAAUCUUUUGAGAAUUUCAACCAUUCUGAACAUAUACCACCACUUGAUGCAGUUGAAGCUAUUCAAAGAGACAUUGAUACUUAUGAAGAUGAACAAACGAUGAAAUACUUAGAACAAGCAGCUCAUGAUCGCAUGGUCGAUGGUAGAGAAAAUUUUCAGCAUAGUAUACUUGAUCUUCCUGAGCCAAUGAGCGAAACCAAUCGACGUCAGGCUGGUGUAGCUAUUGAUGUUGUAGGCAUUAACCUUGUUACAAAAGCAUAUAGCAAAUCAUGGGUUUUUCGUGAAAAAGCUCUACUUGAAUUAGAACAGCGUGUAACUGCACCGAAACUUCCUCCUCCUGUAUCACUUCCUGAUACAGCACAUCCUGAUCCAAAAGCUGAAAUUCGAUCGACUACAUUUCUUUUACGUCGUGCAUUAAAUGAUCAAGUUUUGUCAAUAUUUCGUUUAGCCACAAAAUUCGUCAAACCAACAAUUGUCAAUUUUGCUGAUAGAUAUGGUAUUCCACGACCUGAUUUAUAUUAUUGCAUGGAUAAAUUAACUCCAGUAAUUUUUCAACGAACUGGUGAUACUUCAUCACGUGUUAGGGAGAUAGCUAAACAACAAAUUUUAGAUAUGGCACAAUGGCCACAGAUGAAGCAAAAUACAACAUUUUGGAAUGAAUUAGUUCGACCCUUUUCUCCUGUAACAUUAGAUCGUUUAGCUUUAAGUCGAAUUGAACUAGCGACAGAAUUAUACGCCAGUCGUGGUGUAGAUCCUGUUUUUUGUAAUGAGCAUGGACAUGUCAAUCAGGGAAGUUUUACUUUAGAGGCACUAACUAUAUUCACUGCAAAAUGCUUAGACCAUCGAUCAAACGAAGUUCGUGAAGCUGCUGAAAAUCUCAUAGUUGCUCUUUAUCGUUCUGAAGAUCGAGCUACUGUUCGUAGGCUUAUACCUUUAGAUGAUGUGAAUUCCAAUCGACAUCCUUUAUAUAGAAGACUACUUGGAAAAUUUGAUCGGAUUGACGGAAGAUAUGAUCCACCAUUGAAUGAUCGACCACCUGCGAUUAAAGCUUCAGUCAAACAAAAAGAAGUUGAAGCGCUUCAGGCAGACGUUCAACAACUCCGUGCUAUAGUCGAACAUGGGAAUCGUGGUCAUUUGACUACCCACAAGCCUAAUUCACGUGUAUCACGUACUGUACCUUCGCAAAAUUAUGAUAGAAAAUCUGCUUCAAGGUUAAAGAAUAAUGAUCGCAAAUCUGCAAAUAACUCACAACACGGGCCUCCAUCUGCAUCACCGAAUCGUCAGAAUCAUACGUCUAAUCAACAUGGUUCACGAAUUACAAAAAGUGACAAUCCAAACAGAAAUUCUUCAACUGCUAACAUUCAAUUGGAAAUAAAUUCACAACAACAUACUGAAGAAGCAGAAUUUUUACUUAGUUUAGACAAGACAUGUAUAUUUUGUGGAGAACAAAAUGAUUCGUUUACAGAGGAAGGAUUAGAUAUACAUUAUUGGAAAAGUUGUCCAAUGCUUCAUCGUUGUCCUAAUUGUAAACAGGUAGUUGAAAUAGCUGGUUUAACGGAUCAUUUACUUAAAGAAUGUGAAGCUUGUACACCAGGACAGUAUGUUCGCUGUUCUAAAUGUUCAGAAGCUGUAUUAAAAACACAUUUAAGCAAUCAUCAUUGUUUACCUAUCAAAUUAUCUUCUGGACUACGUUGUCCACUUUGUCAUCAUGAUUUACCAAAUUUACCAGAUUCAGUUGCUCCUGGUGGUCCAGAAGAUGUUUGGAAAGCUCAUUUAUUGGGUUCAUCCAAUAGUACUAUUCAAAUGCCUCAAUGUACAGAGAAUCCAAGAAGUUUACAAAGUCAACAACAGAAAUAUAAUGGCCAUUCCACAAAAAAUACCAGUACCUCAGAAGCUAGUGAGUAGUUUUUGAGGUUUUAACAUCUUUUUUAGUUAGCGAUUUGAGGCAUAAUUUUGAUUGCAAGCUGAGUUACUGAAAGUUUAAGUUGAAUUCCUGUAGUUUUUUAUGGGAAGUCGUGAUUAGUGUUGAUAGUUAUCAAUAAAUAUCGUUAGAUAACGGGGGAAGUGUAUCACAGAUUGACUACAUUUGGAGAUGCUAAUCAUACAAUUUUCAACUUUGUUGUCCAAAUAUAACUUGGCAAGGUCUUGAGCUUAGUCUAGUACGAUAUCGUUCGUGUUCACUAAUGAAAAGUAAGCCUAUUUACUCUACUUAUUAAACUUCGACAUUAAAAAGGAUGUUAUAUUUGCAAAGAUGGAUGUUAGUCAUUUGGUGUGAAACAUGGAUGAUCUGUCUUCAGAUCACAAGUUUAUGUAAUUGUACGCAGAUUUGAAGUGAGAAAAAGCCAGUGAUCACAAAUUUAGAUGAAAAUUCUUGUUAACUUUGAUUUGGGCAGCUUGAUAGUAUCAUCGGUCUCCACAUAAAACGUAUAGUUCUAAGCUAACUACACAAAUAUUUGUAUUUCGUAAACAAGUCAAUUUAUUUUAAAUCUUUAUGUUUACUAAUAAAACGAUUGUUAUUUUGAAGUGAAUCACUCGUGAUGUAGGCUCUAAAUCCGAUCCAAAAUAAUUGAAACAGUAGGUAUAAAGGACUAUUUACACAAAGACCAGUUAUAUCUUUGUUUCAUAUGGUAGAAUAUGCAAUUUGAAAGGUAUUUAUUUCAUAAUAUUUAUUGACAUAAAUAUAUAUUUCUGAUUGAAAUCAUGGAUCGAUCGAUGUCAGAUCACUUUUGAAAGUGUAGAAGCACUGGACGGCUGUCUCGUCCUAGCAUAGGACUCAUCUGUAGUGCGCGUUCACUAUCCCGCACGCGACCUUCGAACUCAGUUUAGUUCUCUUUUUUUGCAGUAACUAGUUCACUUCUUUUUAGAAGUUAAUAUUUGUAAAUAUAUUUAUAGAAUCACAGUUAGUUUACAAGUAAUAGUUUUGUUGUAGACUACGAUUCGAUUGUUUAUCAUUGGACAACUUAUCUACUUUAAUCUUCUCUGUGUCACUUCCCUCUGUAUUUAGAUAAAACGAAAAGUGGAAUACCU
This is a messenger RNA of Schistosoma bovis, 4283 nucleotides long. The record is from the annotation of a GenBank genome assembly. NCBI's taxonomy places the organism in Eukaryota, Metazoa, Platyhelminthes, Trematoda, Strigeidida, Schistosomatidae.